Arachis stenosperma is the source of this 1982-nucleotide messenger RNA. Its product is annotated as protein SLOW WALKER 1. Gene Ontology annotation, molecular function: protein binding. Bases 84 to 1709 code for a protein of 541 amino acids. The transcript has a single exon. Lineage: Eukaryota; Viridiplantae; Streptophyta; Magnoliopsida; Fabales; Fabaceae. Gene Ontology annotation, cellular component: nucleolus. The record is from RefSeq and is a predicted model, not a curated record. Gene Ontology annotation, biological process: rRNA processing; positive regulation of transcription by RNA polymerase I.
UUCCAACUUCCCUUAAACCCUAAACCUCUUUCACUUUCACUUCCACUUCCACUUUCUCUCUCUGCUUCGAAGCUCCAUCGUCAAUGGCGGAACCACUACAUUCUUCCCAACCGAAAAUCUUCCCUGUCAAGCCUAAACAAAAACCCAAACCCAGAACCCAAAAUCAAACCCCAGAAUCAAAGUACUGGUCCUCCUUCAAGAACACUCAGAUUCAAAACCUCAUCUCGGUCCCUUCCCUCACCUUCUCCCCUUCCUCUCCUCACCCCUUCGCGGCUGCACACUCCGCCACCGUCUCAAUCUACAAACCCCAAAACGAUCCCCUCGAUUCGCCAACCACCACCAUCACCUCCUUCAAGGACGUCGUCAGCUCCCUUUCGUUUCGAUCCGACGGCCGCCUCCUAGCCGCCGGCGAUCUCUCCGGUCUUGUCCAGGUCUUUGACGUCGGCGGGGGCUCUGCCGCCGCACGCUCCGCCCUCCGCCGCCUCAGGUCGCACGUACGCCCGGUCAGGUUUGUUCACUACCCGAAACUCCAACGUCUCCGAGUCAUCUCCGCCGGCGAUGAUGCACUUGUGAAGGUGUGGGACGUCGCCGCUGGUGAUUCCCCGGUGAUGGAGCUACGCGGCCACCGGGAUUACGUCCGCUGCGGAGAUUCCUCUCCGGUGGACGCCGAUACUUUUAUCACCGGUUCCUAUGAUCACACGGUGAAGCUUUGGGAUGUUAGGGUUGGGGAUUCGAAACCGGCGAUUGAGGUGAAUCAUGGAAAUCCGGUGGAGGAUGUUGUGUUCUUGCCGGCGGGAGGGAUGGUUGCCACCGCAGGUGGGAAUUCGGUGAAAUUUUGGGACUUGAUCUCCGGUGGGAAGCUCGUGUGUUCCAUGGAAGGACACAACAAAACGGUUACUUCGUUAUGUGUUGGAAGAAUUGGAAGUGAUUCUGAUGAGGAAUUGAAUCAAUUUAGGGUUUUGAGUGUUGGGUUAGAUGGGUACAUGAAAGUGUUUGAUUAUUCAUCAAUGAAGGUUACACAUUCAAUGAGGUUCCCUGCGCCACUUUUAUCUGUUGCUUAUUCACCAGAUUGUAAAACUAGGGUUAUUGGAACCUCUAAUGGGAUCAUAUAUGUUGGGAAGAGGAAGAUUAAGGAAGAGGAAAUCGAAGGCAGGGUUAGUGAAAAGAGCUUGUUUUGGAGGAUUAGGCCUUUGGAGCACACUAAGAAGAAGGUUUUCCGGCCCUCCCAUUUAAGGUACUUUCAGAGGGGGCAAGGUGAGAAACCCUCCGAAGGCGAUUACUUGAUUAUGAGGCCGAAGAAGGAGAAGCUUGGUGAGCACGAUAAACUUUUGAAGAACUUUAGGCAUGGGGAAGCUCUGGUUUCAGUAUUGGAGGGGAAAAAUCCCGGGAAUGUUUUGGCUGUGAUGGAGGAACUAGUUUCAAGGAAGAAGCUAAUGGUGUGCGUGUCGAAUUUGGAUGCAGAGAAGCUGGAGUUGUUGCUGGUGUUCUUGAGGAAGUAUUGCACUGUGCCUAGAUAUUCCGGCUUGUUGAUGGGGUUGACAAGGAAGGUUCUCAAAAUGAGAGUCAAUGAAAUUAGAGGCUCUGAAGCUCUCAGGGCUCAUAUCCAAAAUCUCAAACGGUCUAUAGAGGAGGAGAUAAAGAUUCAGCAGUCAUUGCAAGAGAUUCAGGGUAUAAUAUCUCCUUUGUUGAAGAUUGCAGGAAGGAGAUAAUUUUGGCCUUCUUUCAUUUAUGUAUGAGGUGGUUUUUCUCACUUGUUUUGUGUCAUUUUUUUCUCACUAUAGAAUGUAUUCGGUUUAGUUUGAUGAGAAAUUUUGUUGGCAAUGAUAUGCUGUUAAAGCCCCCAGGAAACUUUUACAGUAUCCCUUGUUAUAUUUAAGGGUAUAAUGAUUUAUAUUAUUUCAUUUAGAAACUAUGGGAAUUUUGGAAGAAAUCAUGUGGUUAGUAACAUAAUACACUGCAUAGCUGAAUCAUUAGCUUCAUCA